CAGAGCAACCCUAUCGACAGGACUUCCGUGUGCGUUUGCUUUGAGAGCUGACCUGUGGACUGAAACUGGAAUAUCUUAGCGCAUAGUUCUCGAGCAUCUCUAUUAAAUCAUCAGGUACUGGCAAUAUUUCAUCGACUGAAAAGCGAGAGCAGCAAUGGGUGCUCUCGGGAACGGGCGGCGAGUUGGCCGGUCCCCCCCACUACUGAUUGCUGCUUUGACCACAUGCAUCCUCGUCUUGGGAUUUAACUACUGGGUAUCAAACUCCCGCAACACUGAACUACAGGCGCAAGUGUAUGAGUUGGAAGCGCGUGUGCGGAGAGGUGAGGCAGACAGAGAGGAGGUCUCCCAAAGAUGGGAGGAGGCCGAGGAGACCAUGAGACGCCAGAGUCAGCAGAUCAGAGAGCUCGAGGAGCAGCACCAGAGACAAGAGGCCACGCUUCACAUCAAUGUAUCGUCUUGCUCCAGAACUGUACAGGACAUGAAGAACCAGCUGAAGUCUCUGUCUGAUGAUGUGGAAAAGCUUCAAAAACAGCUGAACACGUGUCAGAGCUCUGUGAACACACUCAACAAAAAACUCACCUAUGAUACUGCCCAGUGUAACGUACAGAUCCUGGCCGUGAAGGAGGACUGUGAGGAGAGGAUGGCUGCGGCUGCUAAGGAUGCUCAGAAAAGGCAAGAGAAGAGCCUACAGACAAAUCCUGCCGUGUCUCCCCAGAAAGACACCCCACUCGUUGUGGGCAACCUUAGGUCCAAUGUUGAGGAUUCAGCCAACGGUACAGUCCAGAAACCCGAACAGCCCACCCAGUCAGCGGGCGACACACAGGCUGACCAAGCCCUGAACCUCACCGAGCUGAAGACCAAUGACAUCGUGGUCACUGAGGGUGGGUCACCCACUCAGAAGACGCCCGCUGCCGAGGUGAAGGACAACGUCAUUGCUCAGGAACUGGGCGGGGACAUGAGUGUGAUUGGCCAGAAGGAUGAGCAGCCCCCCAAGGCCACUGCCAAUCCUGACGCAGCGCAGGCGGCAAAACUCUCACUGACUGGAGAGGAAGCGCUGAUGCCUGGUGAUGGUCCAGUGGAGUACACAGACCAGACGGAGGCAGACAACACAGAGAAAGACAACAUUGAUGAGUAUGAAGACAACGAGCCGGAAUCUGAGGACGACAAACAGGCAGCCCUUGCCCAAGACUGAGACCACACCACAGACUCCCUUGCACACACACUUGCACACACACACACACACUCACGAGGAGGUGAGGUGACAAGCAUUUCCUGAGGCUUCUAGUGGAGCCUCUCACUUUAAAACUGGACCCAUGGUCUCACUCCUGGACGCUUUUCAAGAACUCCUGUUGUUGUCUUUUUUUUUUUUUUUUUAACUUGAUGUGACUGAUUUGUUGUAGUUUGGUUGUAGGCGACUCUUUCUUUACUUUGAAGAAUGGCUUAAGAUAAAUGAAUGGCUUUUCCAGCACAUUGAAUGAAGAGGGAGGCCUCGUUUUGGAUCAUGAACAAAUCUCUCUUCCUUCCCACUCCCUUAAACCAAGCUGUGGGCUCUGAUUCAAGCCCAACCCAACUGGAGUCCAAUUUGAAGACAAGACACUGUAAAUCUUUUUUAUAUUAAUUACCAAGUCUUUUAUUCAACAUUGAAAUGAACUUCCGUUGUUGUGUGAAAUUGCGUAUUAGGCAGCUGGGAUGAUUGACUGUUAGAUGUUUUGUCUGUAUGUUUAUUUGUGAUGUCUUUGGAGUGUUGAGGAGAAUAAACAACCUUCUUGGGGGGGUUCGGA
Messenger RNA from Sardina pilchardus (European sardine), 1781 nucleotides. RefSeq names its product golgi membrane protein 1 (gene golm1). The transcript has 10 exons. The coding region runs from base 155 to 1192 and encodes 345 amino acids. Gene Ontology annotation, cellular component: Golgi apparatus. The record is from RefSeq and is a predicted model, not a curated record. NCBI's taxonomy places the organism in Eukaryota, Metazoa, Chordata, Actinopteri, Clupeiformes, Clupeidae.